AUGUCUAGUAGUUUAUUUAAGCAAAAUAGCGCUAGAGAUGGAUUCUUGAGGAGAAGAAUUUUAAGUGUAGAUAGUCAAGUUACUUCUGAAUGGGACAAAUUGUCGCGACGAGACAAAAUUAGAAUUUUAGACUCAAAUUUUGAUUUUCAAGGCAAAACUAUGAAGUUCAAUAGUUUUAAUAAUUUAUAUCCUGAGCUUAUUAAGACUUUGACAUUUGAUCAGUUGAAAAGUGUGUUAUAUAAACAAAAGCUAGUUAUUGGAAGGAAAAUCGAAAAUCAUACUGAUUAUUAUGUAGAUCGUCGAUUUCUUCAUGAAGAUGCAAAAUUGAUUUGUUUUGAGUUUCAAUUUGGACAUGAAUUUAUUCAAACUUACGAUGAUCCUUACGAGCAUCAAGACAGCAGAACAGCUGGUAGAACAUUUAAAGAAUUUUAUGAAGAAUUUUUCAAGUUAAGCUUUAAAGAACGUUCUCAAAUUUUCACUAAAGUAAGGAAAAAUGAAUUUUAUCAAAGUUGUAAUUAUGAUUUAAAUGAAGAUAUUUUUCAUUUCCUUAAUGUAAGUUCUAAUGAGAUGAUAAAGCAAGCAGAAAGGGAUAAAGUUUUAGUUUUAUCAUCAGAUACUGGUUUGGGAAAGACAACAGCUUUAAAGCAUAUAGCAGUAGAAUUUAAAAACAAAUUUCCAACAAAAUGGGUUUCUUAUAUUGAUCUUAAAAUCUUUACAAAUCUUUUUAAGUCAGAUCCUAAUGCAGACAAGGUUGAAGAAUUAUUGAUGAAAAUUCUAGAUUUAAAUUUAGAACGAAAUAGUUUUGAGGUUGAAGUUUUUCGAGAAUCUUUUAAAUCGGGCAAUGUAGUUCUAUUUUGGGAUGAUUUUGGAGAAAUUUCUUCAGAUUAUGUUUUAAAAUUCUUAAAAUUCAUUCGAGAAAAUAGUUCAAAUAUUCAAUUUGUAUCUACAGAUAUUUCUUAUUCAGAUCAAUUUGAUGUUCGUACGUUAUUAUUGAAUCCUUUUGAUCAAAAUGAGAAACAGGAAUUUUUGAGGAAGUUCCUAAUGUCUGAAAAUCCUCUAGAUGUCAGUAUCGACGAAAAAGUUAAAAAUAUUAAUGAUUUCAUUAAAAAAUUUGAUUUUCAUAAUGAAUCUUCUUCUGAAUUUAAUAGCCCAACAAUUUUAAAGCUAAUAGUAAGCUAUCGUGAUAUUGCAUUUCCUUUAAAAUAUGACAACAUCUAUAAAAUUUAUGAAUAUAUUAUUGAUAGUAAGAUUGAAUUUUGGAUUCACCAAAAUGAAAAUUUACUUAAUGGAAAAUCCAAAUCAACUGUUAGAGAUUUAUUAAAAAGAAUUUUACAAAAAUAUGCAUUGAUAAGUCAAAUUCAUGCUUUUAAAAUCUCAACAUCUUUCUCGAAAUUGUUAAAGUUACAAAUUAUGCAAAUAGAACUUCCAGAAGAUUUCCCACUUAAAGAAAUUUCACAAAUGAAACUUUUUAAUGAUAAAAAUAUAUUUUACCAUUCCACAUUUUCGCAAUUUUUUGUCGCUCAGUACUUCAUUGAAAAUAUUUUUAAUGUUGAUGAUCUUGUAGAUAGUGACGAAGCUGAAAUAAGACUUGAAAUAUUUCAUCAUAUGGUCCACAUUUAUGGUGAUCACGAUCGAAUUAUAACUGAUUUUAUGAGCUCAUACCUUCUUACCAGAGAUAAAAAUAAAGAUAAAAAUUUUAAUUCGUUGAUUUCAACACUUUUGAGGACAAAAUUUAAAAAUUUCUUCAUUCGGAUUUUGGAUACAAAUUAUUCAGAUGUUUUUAAGUUUUUAUUUGAGUUUUUCAAGAAAGACCACGAUCUAGUUGUUGACUUAUUGCAUGUCAAUGAAGUUGAAACCUUCUACACAGCAAUUUUUAAUCCAAAUCAUUUUGCGCUGUUUACCAAUCCAGAUGAAAUUAAAGUUUUAGCCAAAAAUUGUUUAACUGAUGAAGAAUUUGAUAAAUUUGUGACUGGAAAGAAUCAAAAGGGUGUCAUUUUGUCUGGAAUUUACUUUUAUAAUUUGCUUAAUAUCUCAAAAGUAAAUGAUGGAUAUAAUGUUGAGCUUCAGACAUUUAACAAUGGUAAUUAUUCAUUUUGGGAAUUCUUGAAUAAAAUCAAAGAGUCAUUGACCUUAAACGAGUACAGACAGCUUCUAACAGCUUUGCUGAGUCCAAAACUUUAUUUGUUUUAUGACAAAUUAUUCAGCGAUUCCGUUUUUUCUGACUAUAAAAAUCUUUGGUCAACUGUUGAAAGCUUAUCAACAAAAAGUCAAAUAUCAGAAAUAUUAGGAAAUACUUUACAUAACAUCCUCGAAGUAAUACCUCAAAAUAAAAAUGAUUACGGCCAGUAUUCGUCUUUUUUGCUAGAUAAAGCUGAAAAAUUGCUUUCAAAAUCUGAAAUUUACGAAAUGUUUUUAAAUAAAAAUAUUUUACACGAAGCCGUUUGGGCUGAUUUUGAAGGAUUAUGGAACUACUUCGAAAAUCAAACGACAAACGAACAGCAACGAUCAAUUUUACUUAAAAACGAUUUUGACGACAAAAACUUUUAUUUCUAUCGAUCAUAUUUGGAAGAAAAAGCAAAUCUUUCUAGUUCCAUGUAUCAAUAUUACCCUUAUGACUUCACGCCAUACAAUAUAUUUCAUAGAUCUUUAGUAAGACCAAGUGCACCUACAUAUGACAUCACAAAACAAAUCUAUGAUAAUCAUUUUAACAAAGCAGAAAUGCAAGAAAUGAUUUUAAGUUCAAAUCACUUUAUUAUUGUCUUAAUUACAAUGACUGAUAAAGAACCUUGUGAGAGAUUUGUAGAAUACUUAGAAAAAUUAUUUGAAGAAAAUGAAAAUCUCUUAAAAAAAUAUUUGGAAGAAAAAAUUAAGCCAACAAAUUUAUCACUUUUGGAAUAUGUGAAAAAAUUGACGAAUUAUACUGACUUCUUAGACCAAUUAAUUAAUUUAAAAUCUUUUACUAAUUUGUAUGAAAAGUUGUAA
Molecule: messenger RNA, 2982 nt
Organism: Chironomus riparius
Lineage: Eukaryota; Metazoa; Arthropoda; Insecta; Diptera; Chironomidae
Source: the annotation of a GenBank genome assembly